CCACCCUUCCUUCUCACUUACAAAAUGGCGCACUCACCUCAACAACACACUGCCUUUUCGUAGAAUACGUCCUUUAAAUGUAGUUUUGUUUGCGUUCAUUUCAUGUGACUAUAAUGAUAGAAAUCCUGUUAGCCGUAGCGAGCAUAAUCACUUCUCUGGCGUUUGUUCUGUUUCUUAUACUUCUCGGUUGGUACAUCGUCUGGAAGCUGUUUCUGUCGCGGUUCAAGUUUGUUAGAGAGUUGCUCGGGGGCGGUUCAACCGAGGAGCAGCAAGAGCGCGAGAAAGAUACAAGAAGUAGACCCAAAAGAAGCAGAAGAGACUAGACCAAUACAUCAAGAUGAAUAUUCGCUGUGCAAAACCCGAAGAUCUCAUGAACAUGCAACAUUGCAACUUGCUAUGUUUACCAGAAAACUAUCAGAUGAAAUACUACUUUUAUCAUGGCUUGAGCUGGCCACAGUUGAGCUAUGUAGCUGAAGAUGAUAAGGGCAA
Molecule: messenger RNA, 489 nt
Organism: Dalotia coriaria
Lineage: Eukaryota; Metazoa; Arthropoda; Insecta; Coleoptera; Staphylinidae
Product: small integral membrane protein 13
Exons: 2
Coding region: 114-323 (69 amino acids)
Source: RefSeq, a predicted model, not a curated record